Molecule: messenger RNA, 1597 nt
Organism: Pistacia vera
Lineage: Eukaryota; Viridiplantae; Streptophyta; Magnoliopsida; Sapindales; Anacardiaceae
Exons: 2
Coding region: 43-1317 (424 amino acids)
Source: RefSeq, a predicted model, not a curated record
CUUUGUGAUUUUGAUCUGAAUCAAGAGGUCUGUUCAGAUGAUAUGGAACGUCUAGUUAAUCCUGUGUCGACCCCUGUUUCUGUGGUUUCAGCUUCUAGACCAGUAGCAGCACCUGGGUUGCCUGCGGCCCCUCUGCAGUUUGAAGGGACUCUUGGAUGGAAAGGAACUGCUGCUACUAGUGCUUUUCGUCGUGCAUCCCCUCGAAGAGUCUCUGACUCUGAGAAAACAUCUCUCACUAUUGGGGGAAUCAGCAACAGUUCAAAACAGAGGCCAGAUUGCCUCGAAAUUGAUCUGAAUGUGGCUGAGUGUGGAGAUGAUAAACUUGUUGAUGUAGUUGCAGAGAAACAGAUUCCACUUCCAGUUUCAUCUGGUCUCCAUUCUGCAGAAUCUUCGUUGGAUGUGAGUCCAAGAAGAUCAGAGAGAUUGAAGCUGGAUUUAAAUCGUAUCAGUGAUGAUAGUGAUGCUCCACCUACAGAUCUGAGGAUGGAUGGACGGUUCCAUUACAACCGGAAUGGCCAUCGCAGUCCAUCUCCUGCAUCCUCAUCGUCAUCCAUGCAACCGCCUUCCCUGAGGAACAUUGACUUGAAUGACAGACCAUAUUUGCAGAAUGAUUUUUCAGAUCAAGGACUCUAUCAUGGUAAAUUUCCCCAAAAUGUGAGUGCUUUUGGGGCAGUGUCUAAAUCAGAUGAGCCUGUUAUAUCUCUCAUGGGAACCAGAGUGGAAGUCAAUAGGAAGGGUUUUGUUCCUCAGGCUGCACCCUUGUCAAAUGGAAAGGCACUUGAAAAUGCCAUGGAUACUAAUAUGGCAAGGACUGGAAGUGUUUUGGCAUUGGGUCCUACAGUGUCUUACACACAUUCCCCUGUUUUGGGAUACAAUGGAUUUGCAGCUGCAACCACAUUGUCUUACUCUUCGCCCAUGUAUGGACCAGCAAGCUCAAUUCCUUAUAUGGUGGAUUCAAGAGGAGCCCCUGUUGUGCCCCAGAUUGUGGGUUCUGCAGCAGCUGUUCCGCCAUCUUAUUCCCAAUCGCCAUUCAUGAUGAGCCCGAGCAGUGGACCUUCUGGAUUAAAUGGGGCAGGGCCUUCACGGCCUAACUUUGAUCUGAAUUCUGGUUUUCCAGUUGAGGGAGGAAAUAGGGACUCGCUUGGUCUGAGACAGCUUUUCAUGCCUGGUCAAGGCCGUUCAAUGGAGGAGCAUUUAAGGGUAGGCUCGCAACCGUCGUCAAGUUCUGGGGUUGGUGGGAAAAGGAAGGAACCUGAUAGUGGGUGGGAAGCGUACCCAUAUAAUUAUAGAAAUCAGCAGCAGCCUCCAUGGAAAUAGGAAGUUAAUAUUUAUCAUUGCUCCUUCCUCCCUUGGCAAUCAAUCAUAAAGCCAAUCAAGCUGAUUGAUGCUCGCAUUGCCAAGGUAAUUGAGAAGAGUGAGUAAGCCCAUUGGCUUUGACGGGACGGGAGGGGAAUUAGAACUGAAUAAAAGAAGGCCAUUGCAAACAUAGAAGGCAUGGUACAUGAUGUAGCUGUAACUUCUCCCAUAUAUAUCACAGAAAUUUUAAAGAAGCUGGUCAGUGGUGCUUAUAUUUUACAAUGUAAUUGAUUUUAUCUCA